UUACACUCACCUGCAGGAAGCAGAAGUUUCCACCCGGAGUCUUAUUUCUGACGCACCAUCUGUUUACUGAUAGCUCAUUGGACCACCAGACAAAUAUUAUUACCAAGAUGCCGGACUGCUUUGUGAAUGGGUGCCCAAGUACUAAUAGAAAAGGCAAAUCGAAUCCUGCAGUUUCUCUUCACGUUUUCCCUAAAAGUGUUGACCGGAUUAGACAAUGGGUGAAACAAACUAAACAAUAUGAAGACAAAUUAGAAGAAGUGGUUAAAUUGAUAUUUGAAACCAACAAGGGUCACAGACAUCGUAUGUGUUCUUUGCAUUUUACAGAGGAUUCCUACUACACCCAUGGUGUAAGGAAGUAUUUGAAAGAUGAUGCGGUUCCCACAAGAUUUUUUCACUUUGCACUAUCAACUCCAUUUCCUUCAACCACCAAGAGAUCAAUUCUUUCUCAAUUUCAUAAACCGUCAACCUCAAUGAAAGCUCCUGAUGUACCGGCUACUUCUACGACAAUUCAGGAAGAUGUUCCUAUAAAGAAAAUUAAACUAUCUCCAAUACUACCAACUAUAAGACCAAAAGUGAUGACGCCUGCAGAAAUAUCUAAUUUACAAGUACUACAAAUGUCUCAUAUAAGCAGUACUCCUAUACUAAAAGUAAUUGAAAAAUGCUAUGUGUGUGGACGUUGUUCAAGCAAACAGAUGAUUGAUACAAGUACAAUGACAGAGUUGAAGAUUACAGAGGACAAGUCUACAGAUUUUGACCGAUUUUAUUCAACACUCACAGCCAAAAUACAAACUGGUAAAAUGUUAGGUUUAAAAAAUAAAUCCACAAGUACAUCCGACUUUCUAAAAAAAUCAGAUAAGUAUACAUGGACUAUGGGUGAUGUAAGUUUAGAUCCUCAUCUGAGUAUUUCUACAAUUGAUAUAAAAUCACUCCAUAAACAGAGCACCAGCAGUACAGAUAGACGCACAACUUCCACAUCAUCUGUGAUAGCAAUAGAUCAAGAAUCUUCAAUAGAUAAAGGAAUCAAGAUAGCCGAAGAAAGUGAUAUUUCAUUAAUCAAAAAUAUUGAAAAGGAUCCACAUGAUCCCAGUUUCAUUACAGACACAACAGCAGAAUCUGAGGAAGACUUUUCGGAAGUUGAAGAAGCUACCCCAGAAGGUUUUCCAGUGGUUGUACCGGAGCGGUUAGAGAUUAAGAAAGAUGAGCCUGACAUGGAAUAUAAUGGGACCACAAUAAAGCGUGACAAUGGUACAUUUACUGUUGAUGGUUUUCCAGUGUUUGCACCAGAGAUCAUAAAGGUGAAGUCAGAGACGGAGGAGCCAGAUACCAGGGAUCAUUUACCCACAAUAAAAACUGAAAAUGUUACACCCACAGGUAUUGUGACCUCACCAGAGAGUAUAACGAUGAAGUCGGAAGCAGAGGAGCCGAAGUCUGAGGAUCAUGUGACCACAAUGCAGACUGAAAACGCUACACCCGCAGCUGGCGGUUUUCCAUUGUGUGCGCUGGGAACGUUAGAGGUUAAGACUGAAAAGGAAGAUCUAGACAUUGAUGAUCGUGUGACAGCGAUAAAGAUUGAAAAUGUUACAACCACUGUUGAUGGUUUUCGUGUGGUCAUAGUGGAGAAUUUACAGGUGAAGGCGGAGCAAGAAGAUCCGUAUACGGAGGGGGAAACAAAUAAUUUUCCUGUUGAUGGAGAUGCGCCACACGCCCUAUGUAAGAUGGCAUCCGCACGCUCUCGCACUGAGAGGCGAUCACAGCCCAUGCUAUUUGAUUGUACACAAACGCAUCAUUGGGAUCCUAUUGCAGAUCGAGAAGAAAGCAGCGGUACUAAUGCUUCUGUCUUCAGAACGGAAGAAGGUGCCUCUGUAGAUGUGGAAGAGAGAGUGGGCAACACAGAUUGGUGUGUUUGCGGCAAUUGCCAAGCUAUGCCAACCACCCGUGAAUCAAUCUGCUGCCGUGACGUGGAGAAUAUUUAUUCUAAAAUCCCUGACGGUUCAUCCUGUAUUUGUGAGGAUCCAUAUGUGUCUAUAUCAUUAACCAGUAGACAGUAUUUAGUGCAAGUUUACCGUCUUUUGGCAAGCUACAAGAAAAUACCCAACAAUCCAAAUGAGAGGGAUUUACGGAAGAUAUCGUACAGAUCUUUCACAAUUUUUGCUCAUGGAUAUCUUGGACUAAGGAAUAGAAAGGCGAUACCAUCAUGUGUGGUUUCAACUAUAAGAAAUGCAUUUCCAGCACCAGAUCGCAUGUAUGUUGGAUCUUAUGCAGCAGAAGAAGAUGGACCUGCCAUUAAUAUGUUACUUGAUUAAAUUUAUAAAGCAGUUGUAUUUCCUUUCAGUUUGAAUAAAUAAAAAAGAGAAAUAGUACCGGUAAUUAAAGUUUUAUUGUUCUUAGUUUGGGUUAAAGUCAAACGGUUGUUAUAUUGAUUAAUAAAAAAAAAAAAUCUGGAUUUAUAAAAA
Messenger RNA from Bombina bombina (fire-bellied toad), 2453 nucleotides. RefSeq lists its product as uncharacterized. Bases 108 to 2303 code for a protein of 731 amino acids. The record is from RefSeq and is a predicted model, not a curated record. The transcript is spliced from 10 exons. NCBI's taxonomy places the organism in Eukaryota, Metazoa, Chordata, Amphibia, Anura, Bombinatoridae.